CCGGAGGGGCGGCCGGAGCACCGGGAUUCCCUGCGGAACCGCGCGGACCCCGGCUCCCAGUCUCCAGCCCGCCUGUCGCCGCCUGCCGCGCCCGCGCCCUCUGCUCCCUCCGCGCCCUCCGGUCCUCACGACCAGCCAGUGAGUACCCAGCUGGGCCUGGCAGCGCGCCCUCCCCAGCCCGGCGCCUUCUCCCAGCGCCCAGACCCUGCGUCCUGCGGACCUGCCGGGUUUCUCCUUCUCAGCGCCCACCGUGCCCACCCGGGAACCUCCGAAGCCCCGGCUGGGGAGGAGGUCAAGGCCGCGCCAGGGAAGAUGUACCAGAGCCUGGCGCUGGCCCCGAGCCCCAGCCAAGCCGCCUACGCGGAUUCGGCGGCCUUUCUGCACACCCCGGGCGCCGGCUCCCCGGUGUUCGUGCCGCCGGCGCGCGUCCCCUCCAUGCUGCCCUACCUGCCGGCGUGUGAGCCGGGCCCGCGGGCUCCCGCGAUCGCCGGGCAUCCCGGCUGGGCGCAGGCAGCCGCGGCGGACUCGUCGGCAUUCGGCUCCCGCAGCCCGCACCCGCCGGCCGCUCCGCCGCCCGGGGCCACCGCCUUCCCCUUUGCGCACAGCACCCCGGGACCUGGCGGCGGCGGCGGCGCAGGGGCCCGGGACGGCGGCGCCUUUCAGGGCGCGAUGCUGGCUCGCGAGCAGUACCCGGCCCCGCUCGGGCGGCCCGUGGGCUCCUCGUACCCCACCGCGUACCCGGCCUACGUGAGCACCGAGGUGGCCCCGUCUUGGACCUCUGGACCCUUGGACGGCAGCGUCCUGCACAGCCUACAGGGCCGCCCGGCUGGCCUCCCGGGCCACAGAGCCACCUUCGCGGCCGACCUCCUGGAGGAGUUCCCCGGCGAGGGGCGCGAGUGUGUCAACUGUGGGGCCCUGUCCACGCCGCUGUGGCGCCGGGACGGCACCGGCCACUACCUGUGCAACGCCUGCGGUCUCUACCACAAGAUGAACGGCGUCAACCGGCCCCUCACGCGGCCGCAGAAGCGCCUGUCGUCCUCACGCCGGGCCGGCCUCUGCUGCAGCAACUGCGGCACCACCAGCACGACGCUCUGGCGGCGCAGCGCGGACGGCGAGCCGGUGUGCAACGCCUGCGGGCUCUACGCAAAGCUGCACGGGGUACCGCGGCCCCUGGCGAUGAAGAAGGAAAGCAUCCAGACACGGAAACGGAAGCCGAAGAGCAUCUCCAAGACCAAAGGCUCCUCAGGAUCCACAGGGAACACCACAGCCUCCCCGCCGGCCUCUGUCCCUGACCUGGAGAUUUCAGCGGCCACUUUGAAACCUGAGCCCAGUCUGGCAUCCCCUUCGUGCCCCGGGCCCAGCGUCACCUCCCAGGCCUCCACACAGGUGGACGACACCCUGGCCCCCAGCCACUUGGAGUUCAAAUUCGAGCCCGAGGACUUUGCCUUGCCUUCUGCAGCCCUGGGCCCCCAGGCCGGCCUCGGCGGGACCCUGCGCCAGGAGGCCUGGUGUGCGCUGGCCUUGGCCUAGGUCCCCGGGGCCCCCACCAGGACCCACCUCGCUACUUCUUCGCUCCAGCCCAGCAGAGAGACCGCCAGCCCGGACGCUGGAAGAGACUGGAGCCAGCCGGACCUGGAGGCCUUCUGUGCAGACGGCAGUCGGGCCCCAGAACAGGAGGAAGGCUGGUGGGAGAAGGGCUCGAGCCCCUCCCCAGACAGCAAGGGACCCCCAAAUGUAGGGCAAGGCUCUGAACCCUACCAGCCACUCCGGCCAUGGCUGACUGGGGCUCCCACCCCCACUUGACUUCUGUCCUCAAGGCUUGCCAUCAUCAUGUUUACGGGUUGCAGGCGUUGGAAAAACCCCACCUUCCUGUUGUGCAACCAGGAUCACAGGUGAAAUCACUGAGGCCAGGCAGCUAGCAGGGAUGAGGAGGGCAGCCUGCUGGAGGGCCUCCUGGCCUCGGGCCGUCCAUUUCCCACAUUCGACCAUAGAGCCACGGCACGGAGACCUUGCCCUCCUCGGAGCACGGGAUGGCCAGGGACAGAUGUGCAGGUCGCACACUGUACCAGGAUGCCACCCGGGGUCGGGGGGGCGUUCACGUUGUAGUCAUCGUGGACUUGUAUUUAUUUGGACAGUUUUCCCAGACAGAGCAGUAAAGGGCCUUGUUCUGACUGAAUCUGUGGAUUGUAACCAUUUCUGAUGGGCACAGUACCCGGGGCCCAGUUCUGACCCACACGGGCACUCUCGGGGCUGGUGGUUGGGUGACCACAGGUCCUGGCUCACCUGGGACUGCCCCAGCAGAAUUAGCAAUAACUCCCGUUUCGCGUACAAAGCUGUCCCCUCCCAGGGCUGGGUGAUAAAUUAGUUAGUCGGGGCGCUGGCUAGGGGCAGCUCUGCCCACGGGGGCUGAUGAAUGGCUACUGACAGCCCGGGGGCAGAGGCGGUGGGGGGGGGGGGGGGGAGCAUGCCCUGCAGAAGGGCCACAGCGUCCCUCCGUCCCAUUGCUGCCGUUCACCGACAAGAACUUCUGAUUUUUCCACGGAAGCCAGAAACCUGGCUUUUUUUUUUUUUAAUGUAAAGUCUUCCAAGUGAAAGCUUCCCCCCACCCCCCAACUCCCAGGUCGAUUCAAAAGUCUUUUAAAUUUUGUGAGCCAUCUAAACCAGCCGCCAUUGCGCCGUCCUAUUUAAAACAUCGCUUUCAUAUUUAAAAAUGCUCCUCCUUGGUGGCAGCUUCCCGAAUGUGUUCCUUCAUCGUGAACUUGUACCUCAGAGAUUCAACCAGCUCAGUUUCCACGUGUUG
Messenger RNA from Delphinapterus leucas (beluga whale), 2800 nucleotides. RefSeq names its product GATA binding protein 5 (gene GATA5). Gene Ontology annotation, molecular function: zinc ion binding; DNA-binding transcription factor activity, RNA polymerase II-specific; RNA polymerase II cis-regulatory region sequence-specific DNA binding. Gene Ontology annotation, cellular component: nucleus. The record is from RefSeq and is a predicted model, not a curated record. Lineage: Eukaryota; Metazoa; Chordata; Mammalia; Artiodactyla; Monodontidae. Gene Ontology annotation, biological process: negative regulation of transcription by RNA polymerase II; positive regulation of transcription by RNA polymerase II; cell fate commitment.